Molecule: messenger RNA, 1467 nt
Organism: Lachancea fermentati
Lineage: Eukaryota; Fungi; Ascomycota; Saccharomycetes; Saccharomycetales; Saccharomycetaceae
Source: the annotation of a GenBank genome assembly
AUGUUAAGAAAGUUUGUCGGUCCUAAGUCCAAACGGUUGAAAAUGGACACUAGGAAGCAUAGAUCGCAUAGUACACACAUGGGAGGACCAUCAUCUGCAAUUCAUGUUCGGGACGGAUCACAUCCUCAGUUCACCAAUGGGCAUUCGCAUGGCACCGGCCAGUAUCUUACAGCUGCCGCGAAUAUUAACAAUCACCUUGGUGGUCAUAAGACUUGGGUUAGCGAGGUAGAGCAUUUCAAAGCUCUUUCGACAACUGCGUAUGUUCAUAACGCUGCUCAAGAGAAGUUUAUCGAAGAAUACUUGACUGAAAUGCGUCAGUCUUACAUGGCGCAAGAGGUUAGGUCAAAUGAGGAACUAGAGGCAAAGGUCGAAAAGGCGGAAGAAGCAUGGCUCAGCGCCCAUGGAGUGUGUAAAGUGAGCAAAUCUGUGGUUGAGGUUGACAACGUGGCGAUCGUGGAUUUGAAGGGCAAAGAUGUUUGCCGUGAGGAGCGGGUGGAAGUGAGUACAUUAAGCGCGGGCCCUGAUAAGAAGGAAUUGGAGAAAGUAUUGCGAAAAGUUAGAAAUGAGCACAUACCCAAGGUCUCACCUUCACCAAGUCCUGAGAACUUUCGAUAUCUGGAAAACAGUAUCCGUAUGCUAGUGUCAAAGCAGACGAUAUGCUUCUGUGUGGAUAUCGAGGCCUAUGAAAGUAAUACAAAAGUGGUAACUGAAAUUGGAAUAUCGAUUUAUGAUCCUCGUGAGAACCUGUAUUCCGCGGUACCUAACUUCCGCACGUACCAUUUGAUCGUGAGCGAAUCGAUGCGUUUGCGCAACAACAAGUUUGUAUGUGACUACAAAGACUGCUUCCUGCAGGGAGAGAGCAUGGUGAUGACAUUGAACAGCUGCGUCGAAUUCAUACAAUCACUCAUCAAUUACUACAUGCUGCCCCGUACAGAGCCAGAUGGCACGUGGAACCGGGCUUUCGUGGGCCAUAAUGUUAAAGGUGACCUAAGAUGGCUCUCUAGUAUUGGAGUCAAGAUCCCCAAAGACCUUGACCAUGAAGUCCUUGCCCUCGGCCAUAAGAAAAAACGCAUCGGCGUGCUAGACACGGAAAAGCUCUUCCGCUUGUCCUACGGCAGCAAAGGUUCAAGUUUGGGCAAAAUCUUGCGUUUGCUCGAGAUACCGCAUGCGUACCUUCACAAUGCGGGCAACGACGCCUAUUUCACCUUGAAGUUACUCAUGCAUUUCUGUGAUAUCUCUUUCAGAAAGCGUCUAGGAAUGGAUGAUCUCUACGGAAUGGCACACAAAAUCGAAAUGUGGGGCGAAAGAGACCACCACGAACCCAAGAUCCUUCCCAUGUCUUAUACAUUGGCCACAAAGGAGUUUACAAAUCCCUCAUUAAGGAGGAAGAUUGUUUCUCAAACCGAAUUUGGCGGAUGUCGCUUUUUUAUGGAUCCAUUCCAAGCGUUUAAGUUCCGUGGAACAUGA